CGGUAUUUCAAAUGAUUCUCACUGAUAAUGAUAAUGUUAAAGUAUCUGUCAGAUGUCGGCCGAUUAGUGAAAAGGAGAUCAUUCAGGGGUGCAAAAUCUCAGUUACAGUUGAAGAAUUAAAUGGAACAAUCUGGCUUAAACGCCCUGGUUUAGCAGAUGAUGAGCCUCAAAAACAGUUUACUUUCGAUUUAGUUUUUGAUUCAAGUAGCAAACAAUUUGAUGUCUACAAUAAAGUUGCAAGGCCAAUCGUAGAUAAAGUAUUAGAAGGAUACAAUGGCACUAUUUUUGCAUAUGGACAAACUGGUACUGGAAAGACAUUUACUAUGGAGGGUGGCCGGUCCGCCCCUGAGUUAAGAGGCAUAAUUCCCAACUCUUUCGCUCAUAUUUUUGGUGCAAUUGCCAAAGCCGCUACUAACACACGAUUUUUGGUCAGAAUUUCGUACUUGGAAAUCUAUAAUGAAGAAGUCAGAGAUCUUUUGGGAAAAGAUCAAAAGGCUCGACUGGAAGUAAAAGAACGACCAGAUGUUGGCGUAUACGUCAAAGACCUUUCAUCCUUUGUUGUACAUUCACCGAACGAAAUGGAUAAGCUGAUGACUUUUGGAAAUAGAAACAGUAUAUAUUUGAAGAUGCUUUAUCCUUUUUCAUUGAAAAACAUUUGA
This is a messenger RNA of Protopolystoma xenopodis, 659 nucleotides long. The record is from the annotation of a GenBank genome assembly. NCBI's taxonomy places the organism in Eukaryota, Metazoa, Platyhelminthes, Monogenea, Polystomatidea, Polystomatidae.